This is a messenger RNA of Fonsecaea erecta, 1347 nucleotides long. RefSeq lists its product as hypothetical. The coding region runs from base 1 to 1347 and encodes 448 amino acids. NCBI's taxonomy places the organism in Eukaryota, Fungi, Ascomycota, Eurotiomycetes, Chaetothyriales, Herpotrichiellaceae. Gene Ontology annotation, cellular component: endoplasmic reticulum. Gene Ontology annotation, molecular function: mannosyltransferase activity. The record is from RefSeq and is a predicted model, not a curated record. The transcript is spliced from 3 exons.
AUGCUAUUGACCAUCUUGGUGGCCAUAUCCACCCUUGUCACCGUACUGUUACUGCUGUUGCCAUCUCCGAGGCAGGCUGAUGAUCCACAAUGUUCGGUUCAGGUCGUGGUGCUGGGCGAUCUGGGCCGUAGUCCCCGGAUGCAGUAUCAUGCUCUGAGCAUCGCGACCCACGGUGGUCGUGUCCAGCUUGUUGGCUAUAGAGAGACUGAUCCAUUGCCUGAGCUCGUCGCCCAUACUCGUGUCACGCUUGUUCCAUUAACACCAGCUCCUCGAUGGCUUCAAACCGGCAACAAGCUGCUGUUUCUCGCAGUUGGACCCCUGAAAGUCCUCCUGCAGACAUGGACGCUUUGGAACACCUUGAGCUACACUACUACCGCUUCUAAAUGGAUGCUGGUCCAGAAUCCGCCCUCGAUACCUACUUUACUGGUUGUUGCGAUUGUGUGUUUCUUUCGACGAACCCGGCUCAUCGUCGACUGGCAUAAUUUUGGGUAUUCCAUCCUGGCUCUAAAGCUCGGUGCAGAUCAUCCGCUGGUCAGGAUAUCCAAGUCGUAUGAAGUCAGUCUGGCGAAAGCAGCGACCACAAAUUUUACCGUCACAGAUGCAAUGGCUCGAGUUUUGAAAUCCAACUAUAAGAUCACUGCUCCGAUCUUAACCUUGCAUGACCGCCCAGCAGAGUUGUAUCAGCCUCUAACAGCUUCGAAGCGGCUGGCCUUCUUACAGCGUUACCCCCUCACUCAGGACCAUUUUAAUGCAAUCGUCGAGUCAAAGGUCAGACUGCUCGUCUCUUCGACCUCUUGGACAGCGGACGAGGACUUUGGUCUUCUCCUGGAUGCUCUCUGUAGCUACUCUGCCAGCGCCGCCUCGACGCACCCACAGCUUCCAAAACUUGUCGUUGUGAUUACAGGAAAGGGCCCUCAAAAGCAAUUCUACCUCGACAAGAUUCGAGAGCUGCGGUCAACACAAGCUCUCGAUAUGGUGAGCAUCUACACCGAUUGGCUUAGCUUCGAGGAUUACGCUCUUCUAUUGGGAUCUGCAGAUCUCGGUGUGUCCCUCCAUACCAGCAGUAGCGGAGUAGACCUGCCCAUGAAGGUGGUUGACAUGUUCGGUGCUGGUCUGCCCGUCGCGGGCUGGAGCAGGUUUGCUGCAUGGCCAGAGUUGGUGACGGAAAACGUCAAUGGCAAAGGCUUCGGCAGCUCGGAAGAACUAGCAGACAUUCUUCGUGAAUUAUUUGAUCCCGGUUCACGACAGCUCGCAAGACUAAAGGAGGGGGCCAUAAAGGAGAGUCAACGUCGAUGGAAUUCCGAAUGGGAUCCUGUGGCUGGCAAGCUCUUCGGUCUGGCGGAUUGA